AUGAAGAGAUACCUCAGCAGCUCGGAGCGCGCCGGCCUCGCCGCCAGCUUGCAUCUCACCGAGACGCAGGUCAAAAUAUGGUUCCAGAACCGAAGGAACAAAUGGAAGAGGCAGCUGGCUGCUGAAUUAGAAGCCGCGAAUAUGGCGCACGCCGCGCAGAGGUUAGUGCGAGUCCCGAUUCUGUACCACGAAUCGAGGCCGACGACGAUGCCGCAUACGCCCUUGCCCCUACAUCCUCAGUUUUCGAACGAGUCCGGCGUGUACUUCCCCCCGCAAGCGCCGCAGCAGCUGCAGCCGCUGCCCGCGUCGCCGGUGACGUCUCGAGCGCCGCUGUCCAGUCUAGUGUAGUGUCCGCUUGAAGCCGCUCGCAGAUCCGACGCGGCGGCCGGACAGUUCUAGAACCGCGGACUAGUCAUAUUCGUGUUGUGAGUGUUAACGAACUUUAGUAUCUAUGUAGUAAGAUGUAACGUACAAAUUCGUUGUCAUUGCACAUUGUAUAUUAUGUAAAUAGCAAAUUUUUAAUCCUCAUAAGCGCUAGCCAAUUGUAAAUAAUUAGUCGCAAUUUGAAAAUGACUGUGCUUUUCGUGUAAGAUAUAUUUAAGCUUAAAUUUAUAACUUAUUUCUAAUAUUUAACUGUUACGCUUUGCCAAAUAUUUAGUCAAUAAUUUCAAAUUGUUUUAAAACUUUGUCUUUCGAUACACUUACGGCAAAAGUAUAAACCAUAUUUAUUUUUGUACUGGCAAGUGUUGCAGAGACGUCAAAAAUUAUGAUAUGUAUUUCAAAAUAAAAAGGUUUUAUUCUUGAUGAAAAUAUAGCCGUUUUAUAGAGAAUCCUAUAGUUAAAUGAAUCAUAUUUGUUAAUACAUUUACUAUUGUAUUCUUUUUUUUAUAUGUACCAAUUGCAUAAAAAGUAUGCUUUACACUUUUGGGGUAAAUUUCAUUGUAUCACGGCUAUCUAACAUUUAUUAUAUUAUUUCAAUAUUUCAAACGUCUAGCGUUUAAAUAAUAAAUAAUAUAGAGACGAAAAAAACUACUAAAAAAAAAGAGUUGUCUCCGAACCGUUGCGACGGUUACGUUUUUUUCCAAGCUAGCAACCCAAGGACUAGGAAUAAAUUUGUAUAGUGUUGCCAUAUUGUAUUUGUAAUUGCUAGUUUAAGAGCGCUAUUCUAAAUAUCAAAGUUAUUUAUUGAUAGUAGAUGACUAUCUUCGCGAAUUACAUUGUAUUGUUGUAA
Zerene cesonia (dogface butterfly) is the source of this 1231-nucleotide messenger RNA. RefSeq names its product homeobox protein HMX1-like. Lineage: Eukaryota; Metazoa; Arthropoda; Insecta; Lepidoptera; Pieridae. Gene Ontology annotation, biological process: regulation of transcription by RNA polymerase II. Gene Ontology annotation, molecular function: DNA-binding transcription factor activity, RNA polymerase II-specific; RNA polymerase II transcription regulatory region sequence-specific DNA binding. Gene Ontology annotation, cellular component: nucleus. The transcript has a single exon. Bases 1 to 348 code for a protein of 115 amino acids. The record is from RefSeq and is a predicted model, not a curated record.